UGGGAUCACACAAGGUCCCUCCCUUACACAGCGGCUAUAAAUGUAUUGAGUGCAAGAGCUCAGAAGCUCAGAGAGAAAAUGUCUGUUGUCGAGUCACUGCUGCAGUUUUCCAGCACAGGUACAUUACUGGGAGCUUUGCUGAUGCUUCUGGUUUUGUAUUUGCUUUCCUCUGGAUCCAAAUCUCAGAAAGAAGGGAAAGAGCCACCGGGACCCAAACCAGUGCCGCUGUUGGGGAACCUGCUGACCCUUGACCUCACGAGACCCUUUGACACCUUUUUUGAGCUCUCCAAAACCUACGGGAACAUAUUCCAAGUGUUUUUGGGUCCCAAAAAAACUGUGGUCUUAGUUGGAUACAAAACUGUCAAAGAAGCUCUUGUGAAUCAUGCUGAAGAGUUCAGCGACAGGGAUAUUCCACCUAGUUUCAGGAUAAUGAACGACAAACAUGGGAUCAUCUUUUCCAAUGGAGAGAACUGGAAAGAAAUGCGACGCUUCGCUCUCAGCAACCUGCGGGACUUUGGGAUGGGCAAGAGAGGAAGUGAAGAGAAAAUCAUAGAGGAAAUUCAGUAUCUGAAAGGAGAGUUUGAUAAGUUUGAAGAGAAACCCUUCGACACGACACAGCCUGUGAACUACGCUGUGUCAAACAUCAUCUCAUCUAUCGUGUACGGCAGCAGAUUUGAAUACACAGACCCUCAAUUCACUGAAAUGGUCGACAGAGCAAAUGAAAAUGUUCGGAUUGGUGGAUCAAUUUCUAUAUGGCUUUACAACACAUUUCCGUGGUUGGGUCCAUUACUGAAGAGCAAAAGGAUUAUUGUAAAAAAUAUUAUCCAAAAUAGAGAACAGAUGAUGAAGUUGAUCAAGGCACUUCAGGAGACUCUGAAUCCACACGACCGCAGAGGAUUUGUCGACUCGUUUCUCAUCCGCAAACAAAACGAUGUGAUAUCCGGCAAGAAGGACUCAUAUUUUCAUGAGGAGAAUCUUAUGAUGUCUGUGACAAAUCUGUUUAUCGCUGGUACCGACACCACAGGAACGACUCUGCGCUGGGGUCUGAUGCUUAUGGCUAAAUACCCUCAUAUACAGGAUCGAGUUCAGGAGGAGAUUGACAGAGUGAUCGGUGGACGUCAGCCAGUGGUGGAAGACAGAAAGAAAUUACCUUAUACAGAUGCUGUGAUUCAUGAAACCCAGAGACUGGCAAACAUAGUGCCCAUGAAUCUCCCUCAUAUGACCAGCUGUGACGUUACCUUCAAUGGAUACUUCAUCAAGAAGGGCACCACUGUAGUUCCUCUGCUGACGUCUGUUUUGAAGGAUCCAAGCGAAUGGGCAAAACCGAACAGCUUUUACCCAGAACACUUCCUUGAUGAGAAGGGCCAAUUCGUCAAGAGAGAUGCUUUCGUUCCCUUUUCUGCAGGACGCAGAGUUUGUCUUGGAGAGAGUUUGGCCAGGAUGGAGCUCUUCCUGUUCUUCACUUCCCUCCUUCAGAGCUACCGCUUCACGACUCCACCUGGAGUGUCUGGAGAUGAGCUGGAUCUCAAAGGAAUAGUAGGAAUAACGUUGAAUCCGUCUCCACACAAGCUGUGUGCGAUCAGACGCUCCUGAAUGAAGAAAAUAUCAGCAGUCCUUUAAAAAAAAGAAAAGAAAAGAAAAAGAAACCAAACAUCUCAGUUUGUUUCAGUAUGAGUUGGAAGAUUUCUGCACAUCAGAGUAAAUGUAUAUAUGUAAAUAAUAUAAGCAAAAGUGUGAAACCAUGGUUGCAACCACUUCUGAAUUUUUGUAAAACUCCUCAGAUAAAUUAAAGGUUGAUAUGUCAAUAGGAACAACAUUUUGAGGCUAUUUCCUAGAUUAUAAUUCAUUGAAUGUUGUUACUGUUUGUUUUGGGAAAUAAAAACCUGUUAUAAUUUGGAUCUAGAUUGAGCGCAAAAGCGACCACUCGCGAAGCGCUCUUUCACAGAUAUUAUUAUGACUUAUGUCAUUAUUAUGAAUAAUUUCGACUUUUUAUGCCAUAAUUAUGACUUUUAUACAGUCAGCAAGCAGCUUUUUAGAAUAAACAAAACAGAAUUUUAUGAAAGAAUAACAAAUUAUUUACUUUUUUGAAAUAUUAUCUUGCUGGACCUCUUUGUUGAUAAUUGUUUGCAUUAUUUGACAUCUGUCCAUUAAUUUAUUCACUGUUGUUGUAGUGUAAAUUGUAGUUUGCUGCUUUAUCCUCACAUUAUGGAAUUUUAAAACUCACGCAUUUCACUUCACAAAUAAAUUAUGAUUUUUGGCAAA
Sinocyclocheilus rhinocerous is the source of this 2262-nucleotide messenger RNA. RefSeq names its product cytochrome P450 2K1-like. The record is from RefSeq and is a predicted model, not a curated record. Lineage: Eukaryota; Metazoa; Chordata; Actinopteri; Cypriniformes; Cyprinidae. Gene Ontology annotation, biological process: xenobiotic metabolic process. The transcript is spliced from 9 exons. Bases 79 to 1593 code for a protein of 504 amino acids. Gene Ontology annotation, cellular component: intracellular membrane-bounded organelle; cytoplasm. Gene Ontology annotation, molecular function: oxidoreductase activity, acting on paired donors, with incorporation or reduction of molecular oxygen, reduced flavin or flavoprotein as one donor, and incorporation of one atom of oxygen; heme binding; iron ion binding.